AUGGCGAAUGCUGGCAACAUGUCGUUGGAUGACGUGAAAACUGAAGUGGGGAAGUUGAAACUCUACCCGUGCGACCCCCACGAGAUUUCGAACCUCCCGCUUGGCCCCCUGACGGUGUUGGAUCUCCCGAUUGUCGACAUGCCCAGCACAGGGAUGGCUAAGUGUUUCUUCGACAUCGUGAUGGAUAUUCCCGCGCUUGACCUCGCUAUCCUGAAACAGGACAAUGAAAAGUUUUGCGCAGUAAAAAUCAUCAACCUCAAAGACAAGGUGAAAGUCGACAUCGCUCGUUCUAUGUGUUACGGAAAGCCUUAUGUGGUGGAUUGGGCAGGCGAGGUUAAGACCAUGAAGAAAUGCGUGCACUUCAUAUUCGAGAAACUUGGUGGGCAUCAGUUUCGACAGCAUACACUUCGCACCGUCGAAGAAGGUAAGCCGGAUGUCGAGCGCACCCAAGCGGAGUGGGAUUACGGGUUUGAUUUCAUUGAGGAGAAAGGCCCUCGUGAUCAUGUCAAGAAUCGUGCAUUGAGAUGGAUCACUGUUCAGACAAGCCAGAAGGAUUCCCCCAUCUACAAGUGGUCGCCUGUUCUAGUGGAGAAAAGCCUUCGCAACCUUUGUCAAGACGGUGUCCUCGCAAAGGUCCACGAAGUUUGGCCCCUGACCCUUUACGACCUUGAUACACGCAUCCUCAAAGCCCUCGGCACAUUGUUCAACACGCUGCAAGAGAAGGCAAUCGGUUUCCAUGGGAUCCCCGGCAGAGGCAAAACCCCGGUGGCACGAACGAUAGCGAUGGCGCUCUCUCGGUAUUGGAUCGCGGAGUUGGGGCAGACGGGCAAGGUAAUCCCAUCAUUUCGCCAAGCAUCCGAGUUCGAUUUUUUCCGCGGCCAAACCGGUACGCUCACCAGGCCCGACAUAUUCGAUGACGGCACGCUUUCAGAGCAACCCUUCAAGAAAGUGAAAGCCUUUACAGACGUCGGAAACAUCGAAUCCAUGUCCAAGGAGAGGUGGGGGGCAGCUAAGUGGGUCAGGGGGCAGGCGAGAAUCUAUUGUGUGAACGACUUCGACAUCAAAUCCGAGCCAGCCCUCGACCAACCCCUCCUCGACAUCCAGGAAGGUCGUCACACCUACAUCGCACAUAAGGUUUUCCUCGAGAUGUUGGAAUCCGCAUGGUACAGCAAAGAGGCAUCCGAGUCGAAUGUGAUGGCUGUUUUGAAAAGAACGCAUAUCUGCGUCAACACCGCCACUUCGCUCUACAUCCGCCCGGCAUCCGAGAAUGAAAAUCCAGUGCUCCGCAUUCCAUUGGGUGACAAAACCGACUUUCUUCAUCUGGAUUCUCGCAUGGUUUAUGACUACCACAGGAAGGGAGGAAAGGAUUUGCCCGCAGAUUUCAACAAAAAGGUUGAGUGGGAAGCUGAUUGGGUUCGCAAGGCCAUGGCGGGUGAGAAAAAUUUGCCAAGCAGGCCAACAAUUCUGCGCAGAGUCAGUUUGUUCUCAAAUGUGGCAUCCUCCUCGGCUACACCUACAUACAACAGCGAUGAAACCACCUCCAGACUCAAUGCUGAGUUGUGUCGCAGUCUCACGGGUGAGUUUCCACAGCAUGUUCGUGAUCCUGUCCCGGUUCCUGUUCGUGAUCCUGUCCCGGUUCCUGUUCGUGAUCCUGUCCCUUCCACGGUUCCUUCGGUGAAGCUGGAGCAUCCUUCCACCCCAAUUAGAGUGAAGAGGGAGUCCACCCAGCAAGGCUUCGCGAUGCAAGCCCGUCGGGUGGCUGAUGAGUGUGCCGGUCGACCCAUCGAAAUCCAAGAUUCACCCUCCCCCAAGCCCAAGCCGAACUGUGUGCACUCCAUCAAGCAAGAGCUUGCAGUAAACUCCUUUGCUACGUUGGCCUCAACCCCUAACGGCCUCACCAUCGACAUCGAGGACACCCCCGAGAAGGAUGUGAAAGCAGAGGUAGGUAAGCCCAGUGCGGAGGACGACGACCUUGUCAGGGAUUUGGAGAUGCUCAUUGAUGAACAAGAAGCGAAUGGGGGCAAUGCGGACGGGGGAAUCACGGAGGACAAGGAGCAGGAAAACCACAUGGCCGACAUGGACGAAAGCAUGGCACACACCGAAAGCGGGGACCGCAACUCAAUGGGGUCGGACAUGGAUGUGGAUGAGUGA
Molecule: messenger RNA, 2151 nt
Organism: Symbiodinium sp. CCMP2592
Lineage: Eukaryota; Dinophyceae; Suessiales; Symbiodiniaceae
Source: the annotation of a GenBank genome assembly